UACAUUGCAUUACUUUUUACACUGCUUGAUAAUUUUAUAUGCUUAAAUGCUAUGUGUCUGCGGCAGCCACGUUUGGCACCCGAUUAGCCAUUGGCCCUUGACAUAGCAGUCAAACGAGCGGAACAACCUCAUCGUUAUUGUCACGUAAAGCCAGUGAAGAGUCAAGCUAUUGACGCGUCGUCGCACAACUAUUGUAAGCGCGCACUUAGAACGACUACUAGGUACUCGCUACAACAACAGCAACAACGACAACACCGUCAGACGUCAAUAAGACUUGCCGGGGUGCACCAAAUUUGGCAGGAGGCCUAGUAGUUGCGCGUGUAAUUGAGCGUAACAGUAACUUUAGAGUCGUUUUGUUGAAUGAAGUUCAUAAAACUCAGAUUUUGUGCCAAAGUAUAUAAGCGCAAUAGUGAUGGGAUUAAGAUAGCAUUCUCGCAAUCAACCAGCGGCAGUGUAGCAGCAGCGACAACACCAAAUCAAAGGAAUCUUUAAUACAGAAAAAUGUACAAGUAUACCGCACUUCUGGCGCUCCUUUUCGCCGCUACCUUAGCAGUGGUGCAGGCCGAACCACCGCGUUUUCGUGCAGCACUCAGACGCGCGCCGGGUCGUUUUUUUGCACGUCAAGAGGCGGAGAUCGCAGAUAGCGCAGACGAUGCGCCACCUGCUGUAACGGCUGACCAGCCUGCGCCAUAUCCCGCAGCUGGAGUUACACCAUCGAUUCCCUUCGAUUUGCCGACAGAGACAGAGGCACCACUCCCCGAUGAAGUGUACGGCCCACCAGCGGAGGAACCCACACCCGACCCAACCUAUGGUCCGCCAGAGGAGACUACUACUCUGGCCGCACCGGCCAAUGCUGCUGAGAUCGACGUCGUAUCCGAGAACUUAAUUCAACCACGUCAAAAACCGGUUUCGGCCAAACAACGCGCCAGAGGAGUUGUACGCUCUCAGCCGCUGAUCCUGCGAGCUGUGCCUGCUGCACCGGGUGUUGUAGAGCUGGUGCGCGCUGAGCCCGGUGUUAUUUACCUUUUAAAAUAAAUAGAUUGGUCAUGGAAGAAGUUAGAGAAGUGACGAAAUUUCGAGGUUUACGGCGGUCACCUAAUCAUUUCAAAUUUGUUUUGGUUGUUGUUAUGUUGCAAUCGAUUAUAAAAGCGAUAAUAAUAAAUACAUUUAUAUAUUUUUAGCGACAAUAA
Molecule: messenger RNA, 1190 nt
Organism: Bactrocera oleae (olive fruit fly)
Lineage: Eukaryota; Metazoa; Arthropoda; Insecta; Diptera; Tephritidae
Source: RefSeq, a predicted model, not a curated record